Platichthys flesus (European flounder) is the source of this 4487-nucleotide messenger RNA. Its product is annotated as transforming growth factor beta-3 proprotein-like. Bases 384 to 1595 code for a protein of 403 amino acids. The record is from RefSeq and is a predicted model, not a curated record. Lineage: Eukaryota; Metazoa; Chordata; Actinopteri; Pleuronectiformes; Pleuronectidae. The transcript is spliced from 7 exons. Gene Ontology annotation, molecular function: type III transforming growth factor beta receptor binding; growth factor activity; cytokine activity. Gene Ontology annotation, biological process: regulation of cell population proliferation; transforming growth factor beta receptor signaling pathway; SMAD protein signal transduction. Gene Ontology annotation, cellular component: extracellular region.
UCAAACCUUCCAUCCUGUGCGCUGCCUCCUCACAGACAAUCACACAGACUCACAGACUUUUAAUGAGACGAGACGAGAAGAGCAGCACCGUGCCAAGCUACCGGAUAUGCGCACAAGAAUGCAAAAGAAAAGUGUGUUUGUGCCUCUAGUGAUUUUUGCGCCGGAUAAAUUUCACUCAUGUGGGAGAGUUUCCUCUGCUCGGGACUUUGAUUUGGUUUGAUGGGCGCGCACACGCUUGGAUUUCUGCUGAUAACAACGGGGGCUGGAACGAGCGCAUGAAGUGAGGAGUUUUUCAUCCUCAGCUCCAGAGGGUUCACCAGGUUUGACUUGAGGUCUGUGAAGCUGCACAUUUCUACCGAGCCGAACCAAAUGCUGAGGGAGAGAUGCAUCUGGGCAAGGCGUUACUGUUUGUCCUCCUCCUCAACUGCGCAGCUUUGAGCUCGUCCCUGUCGACUUGUGCCACCGUGGAUAUUGACCAUGUGAAGAGGAAGAGGGUCGAGGCGAUACGGGGUCAGAUCCUGAGCAAACUGCGGCUGACGAGUCCUCCGCACUCCCUCGGACCGAAUAAAAUCCCAUAUCAGAUCCAGGCGUUGUAUAACAGCACCAAGGAGCUACUGGAGGAGCUCGGGAGGGACCGGCAGCAGAGUUGCGGUCAGGACAACACCGAGACAGAGUACUACGCCAAAGAGAUAUACAAAUUCAACAUGGUCUACAGACCGCCAGAGAGUAACGAUGUGCUCUAUUGCCUCAAGGGCAUCACCUCUAAGGUUUUCCGCUUCAACAUCUCCGCCAUGGAAAGGAACUCGACCAACCUCUUCAGAGCGGAGUUUCGAGCUCUGCGGAUGCCAAACUCCAGCGCCAAGAGGAAUGAACAGCGGAUUGAGCUCUACCAGAUUGUGAGGCCAAAUGAACACAUCAGAAAACAACGCUACAUCGCAGCCAAGAAUGUGCUGACCAAGGGUACUCCAGAAUGGGUCUCCUUCGAUGUGACUGACACAGUGCGGGAGUGGCUAAUGAACAGAGGAAGUAAUUUAGGCCUGGAAAUCAGUGUGCACUGCCCCUGCCACACGUUCAACCCAAAUGGGGACAUCAUUGACAAUGAGCACGAGGUGCUGGAGGUGAAGUUCAGAGGCGUAGAUGAGGAGCAAAGCCGCUUGGAUCUGGAUCAGCUGAAGAAGCAGUACCUUCCUCACCUCAUCCUCAUGAUGAUCCCGCCCCACCGCCUGGACACUCAGCACAGUCGCCGACGCAAGAGAGCACUGGACACAAACUACUGUUUCUCGAACACGGAGGAGAGCUGCUGUGUUCGCAAACUCCACAUUGAUUUCCGACGUGACCUGGACUGGAAGUGGAUCCAUGAGCCCAGUGGUUACGACGCCAACUACUGCUCUGGGCCCUGCCCUUACCUGAGGAGCUCCGAUACGACACACAGCUCGCUCCUGAGCCUGUACAACACCCUGAAUCCGGAGGCCUCGGCUGCCCCCUGCUGUGUUCCUCAAGACCUGGAACCUCUCACUAUACUCUACUACUCCGGACGGACCCCGAAAGUGGAGCAGCUCUCCAACAUGAUUGUCAAGUCUUGCAAGUGUAGCUGAGAAGACACUGAACGGCGAGGUAGAGUGGCACCCUUUCUACUCGGUACUGACCAAACCCAUGUGCUCCUUUGAACUCUUAGCUGUGACAAAUACUUAAAAAGACCCUGUGGACUUGUGGCUUAGAUCUGGAAGGUCACACUUUUUCUUUUUUUUCCUAAGGAUACAGUUUUUCUUAAAACCGGGGCUCAUCUUUUUACUUGUUUGGUAUUUUUUCCCCCACCCCCUCAGUCUGUUCUUAGUUACGAGUAGCUAUUUUGAUUUUAAAAAGGUGCAACCCAAACCAAACGUAGUCUGACAAGGUUUGAUCUCCAAAAUAUUUCUGUCUAGGUUUGUGACAAUGGACAGAACGCUCUUAAAGCUAGAUGACAGAGUCCUGUACGAAUGGGAGAGACUUGCUCUGUGCUAUAUUUUCUACUUCAGAGCUCAAGCAAAUGUUCCACAAAGUCCAAGUCUACCCUUUCAGUAGAGAAGCGUUUGUGUGUCUUGCCCCGGAGCAGCAUCUUUAAUAGUCACAAAUGUAGACGCCACUCUUCUGAACGGUCCUUUCUGACUGGAUUCCUCCCUUGAACUUGCCUUAAGCUCCCUUUCCUUCAAACAGUGGGCAUUAUCUUCAAUCACAAAAGGAGAAAGGACAGACUUGCUGCUGUAUCCAAAGCCAUAGCUGUGGUCAGGGAAAAGGAGAGCCGAAAGAGAAUGCCUGUUGGAUUUGCAAUGGAAAGUGAAUGAACAAAGAAGUUGAGCCAAGCUUUUCUUUUUUUGGCCAGCCAGCAGCAGUGGCCCUUUUUUUUUGGUGCAUCUAAUAGAAUGGGUAGAAGAGGAAGAAGAAAGAGAAGGAGAAGAAGAAGAAGAAGGAAGAGGAGGAGAAGAAGAGGGGACCUGUAUGCAAGGGAAGAACUCCCAUGGAAGCAAGCCAUGAGCUCUCUGACUGCCACUCACUGGAAGUUUUCAUCCCUAACAGGUUCAAAUUAUUUUUGUGACUUCAAAGAGUAUACUGGAAAAGUACAAGUCUUACGCAACAGUUUUUUUGUUUUUAAUGGGAUUUCUUUUACAUUAAUAGCAGAUUUUGGUCUGUUAUGUAACUUGUCAUAUAGUGAUUUUUUUUCACUAACUGGGAUGAAAUUUGACGUAUCUCCAUUGGUGGAAACACACUUAUAUUAAACCCAGAGUGCUGAUGCAUUUCCUUGAGAUGUAAAAAGGGAAGGGAACUUUUCUAAAUGUUUUUUGUCUUGUGCAUAAAAAUAACCUAAUUAUUUUUGACCUGUUGUAUUUGAUUAAGUUUAUGUUGGACGAAAAUCAUGUUGUGUUAAAAGUUGACUGUUCCCAGAAAAGUACAUUAGAGCACUUUUCUCCUGCAAUAACAGGACAUUUAAAGAAAUUUAAAAUACAGCUGUUUUAUUUCUUCCAUUUUCAAUCAUGCUAUCCUACCACUAGAGAUGUUCCGAUACCAGCGUCGCAAAUGCCUCCGAUACCGACCAAAAUGUAAGAGUUGGAUAUCGGCGAGUAUGCAAUUCUAUGUAUAUCGAUCCGAUAAAACGUUUUUAAAGUUUUGUGGUUUCACUCAACUGUUCAACCACAGGUAUUGUCGCAUUAGCCAGAGCUAGCUAAGAUGUCUGCAAAGUAAAAUAGAUACAUGUAUGUGUGACUUCAGUUUCAAGGUGUGGCACUUAUGUAGCCAAUUACAGAACUUAUGACCAAUUAUCCAACAAUGAUAGCAAUCAGCACUUCCAUAGAGGGUAUGAAGCGUACAGCUGUUAAAAUAAAAUACACAAUUUUUUUUUUUCAUUCACUGGUAUCAGAUUGUUGCUUGUUAUUGGAAUCUGUGAGGGUACAACGGAUAUCAGAACAUCUCCACCAAUCAAUCACCUGUCAGCUUUCAGCCACACCAGCUGACAAGCAUGUGCACGUGCAGUCAGGACUCCCGUGUUCAUAAAACACUGCACUCUUUCAUUCCCUCUGCUCCGUCUCUGUUUGUUUUGGUGCUAUUUUACAGUGUGUGGCCCAAAUGGAACAACAGAACGAAGCAGGCGGGGGAACCAGGCAGUAACGUGACAGUUGCUUGGUGAACACUUAGACCUCCUCGUUCUCCGAGUCAGGAGAGUGAUUCUGAAUCCCUGUGCCCUUUGACACUGACCCCGUCAGAGUUAUCUGUUCUUUAGGUGACAUUUAUGUGAUGUUUUUUUUGCAGAAAUAUUGUUUUUGUUUGAGUUGUUGAUGAUAAUGGUUAUUAAAAACACAACAUGCAAAAACCGUUGCGAGCCCUUCUAAAGCCACAAGAAUCAGACACAAAAGCAAUCAAAUGUAAUGGAUCUGUGAAACCACUUAACUCCAAAUUAGGGAAUGAUGAAUUUACCCACUGGUCUUGUCUGCCGUAUUGAAAUUCCAUUUAAAACACUAUUUUCUCAUAAUGUUUUGGUUCCAUAUGAACAUAAUUUCUCUUACUUGAAUCUCACCAGUCCCACCUGUUUCCUGCAGGCGCAUGCAGAGGCCCCUUUUUUUCUACCGGAGUAAUAAAUUCAACUUCUCCUUCUCUGGAAUUGUCGCUUAACAGCUUUCCCAGGCGAAAAGCAAUUACUCUUAUUUUCGGAGCAUAUUAAUGUGCAGACAUCUCUUUAUUUUCUUAUUUUUCACGAAAUGGUUCACAUAAAUCAAGCCUCAACCUGAGAAAUGGAUUACACAUCUUGAUACCACCUUCCAGGUGUUAUUCGUCCUCCAGUAUGACCCCGGCUACGUCCUUGAAUUCAAAGGGAGUACAACUCCAAUGUUCAGUUUGACCUUUGACCUUUUGGAAAAGAGCUGCACAGCACCUGGACCGUAAUGAGUUUAUUAUUGCCUGUAUUUAAAAAUGUCUGAAAAUAGCUGGACUGUAGAACCAUAAAAUCUUAUUGAUGUGUU